Messenger RNA from Capsella rubella, 1328 nucleotides. RefSeq names its product protein MIZU-KUSSEI 1. Gene Ontology annotation, biological process: hydrotropism. The record is from RefSeq and is a predicted model, not a curated record. Bases 234 to 1136 code for a protein of 300 amino acids. The transcript has a single exon. NCBI's taxonomy places the organism in Eukaryota, Viridiplantae, Streptophyta, Magnoliopsida, Brassicales, Brassicaceae.
UGGGACCUCUCAAUGAUAGGCAAUAAAUAACAUAAUCACACUUAUAUGCUUUUUUAAAAUAAUCAUGUAAAAUGUGUAUAAAUACACACACAAAUCGGCCACACCUCUUCGAACACUCAUCAUCACUUUGGUCGGCCGCUUUCUUCCUUCUUUCCUUCCUCCUUCCUCAUAUAUGAUAUAUCAAUAUAACAUCCCUCUUAAUUCUCCAAGACUCAUAUAGAUCAUAAAUAAGAAUGGUGCAGUACCAAGAACUCGCUCUUCAGAGAAGCUUCAGCUGCGACACAAGAAAGAUCAAUCCGGCGACUUCCCCUGCGCGUGGUUUACACGGUCGUUCACCGUCCUCUUCGGCUUUGAUACCAACCAUCCCUGAACACGAACUCUUCCUAGUCCCUUGCCGGAGAUGCUCCUCCGUCUCCCUUUCCUCCUCCUCCUCCUCCUCGUCCUCGUCUAGGAAUAUCGGGAAACUCCAGUUGAAGCUUUCUUCCCUCUUGCGUUCUCUCAUCAGCGUCAUUAACAUCCCCGCAUGCAAAUUCCUCUCCCUCCCUUCUCCGCCGUCUUCUUCUUCCGGUGUUUCUAACCAACUCAUCUCACUCGUCACCGGUGGAUCCUCUUCUCUCGGGAGAAGAGUCACCGGGACUCUGUACGGACACAGAAGAGGCCACGUCACGUUUUCCGUCCAGUACGAUCCGAGGUCCGACCCGGUCUUGCUUCUUGACCUGGCCAUGUCAACGGCAACUCUCGUGAAAGAGAUGUCGUCGGGGCUCGUCAGGAUCGCUCUGGAGUGCGAGAAGCGUCAUCGACCGGGGACAAAGCUCUUCCAAGAGCCCAAAUGGACGAUGUAUUGCAACGGGAGGAAGUGUGGAUACGCCGUGUCCCGUGGUGGCGCGUGUACUGACUCGGAUUGGCGCGUGCUGAACACGGUCUCUAGGGUUACCGUGGGAGCAGGAGUGAUCCCGACGCCGAAGAGUAUUGAUGACGUGGCCGGUGUUGGAAGUGGAACGGAUCUUGGGGAGUUGUUGUAUAUGAGAGGCAGGUUUGAAAGAGUCGUGGGGAGCCGUGACUCGGAGGCUUUCUACAUGAUGAACCCUGACAAAAACGGAGGUCCAGAACUCAGUAUUUUUCUUCUUAGAAUAUAAAAAUAAAACAAAAUGUCUUAUCUUUUUUUUAAUUUCACAAGAGAAUUAUUGACUUUCUUAAAAUUGAAAAUGUCUUUUAAGUGACGUAUUACUAUAUAGUGAACGAAUGUAAUGUUGUGUCAUGAAAUAUAUGUAAGCUAUAGUGAUAUAAAACUAUAAAAAAGAAAGAGAGUAUCAUAGUCUUUUUUUUUU